AUGUCAUCAUCGUCAUCAAGUCAAGCCCCAGGCGGUUUGAGAAGUGCUGUCAAGAGAAAAUCAACAGCUGAUAAGAAAGCACAGACAUCAAAUGCUACCCCAUUGAGUACCAGGUCUGCUGGAGCUGGUGGAAGUUCGUCCACCAUGAUGAAGUUGUUCACUGAUGAAGCUCAAGGUUUACGUGUUGAUCCAUUGGUUGUGUUGUUUUUGGCAGUUGGUUUUAUUUUCUCCGUUAUCAUUUUGCAUGUGUUUGCUAAAUUGACUGG
This is a messenger RNA of Lodderomyces orthopsilosis Co 90-125, 266 nucleotides long. RefSeq names its product Arf family guanine nucleotide exchange factor. The record is from RefSeq and is a predicted model, not a curated record. Gene Ontology annotation, biological process: intracellular protein transport. Lineage: Eukaryota; Fungi; Ascomycota; Pichiomycetes; Serinales; Debaryomycetaceae. The transcript has 2 exons. The annotation marks the transcript as partial. Gene Ontology annotation, cellular component: Sec61 translocon complex.